Plasmopara halstedii is the source of this 2616-nucleotide messenger RNA. Its product is annotated as Predicted signal transduction protein. The transcript has a single exon. Lineage: Eukaryota; Oomycota; Peronosporomycetes; Peronosporales; Peronosporaceae. Gene Ontology annotation, biological process: protein transport to vacuole involved in ubiquitin-dependent protein catabolic process via the multivesicular body sorting pathway. Gene Ontology annotation, molecular function: protein binding. The record is from RefSeq and is a predicted model, not a curated record. Gene Ontology annotation, cellular component: endosome. Bases 1 to 2616 code for a protein of 871 amino acids.
AUGCUGGGAAUCGGCUUCAAGCUAAGCGAGACACCCGUGGCCUCACUACGUAAUUCGAUCAGCACAUUCUUGCGGCGCGAGUAUUCAUUUGAUCAAAACAAUUCGCUAGCGGAGAAUUGUGAAAUCGCGCUUGAUCACUUUGUACAACUCAAAAAGGAUGUAGAUCUGGUACGUACGCCCUCAGCCAUCUCUCGCCACGUGCUACUGCGCUAUUAUGCACAGCUCGAUAAGAUAGCUCAACGCUUUCCGUGCGACAGUGAGGCUUCUGGUUGUGACACGCUAAGACUUCAAUUUACAUGGAACGACUCAUUUUGUCCACGGAGAAAGAGCACGCAAACAGGUGUAUCGUUUGAAAAAGCGGCAAUAAUGUUCAAUAUGGGUGCUUUAGAGAGUCAGUUAGGUCUUCAGACCGACCGCAGCACAGCCGACGGACUAAAGGCUGCUUGCCACCACUUUAUGAAAGCCGCAGGGGCUUUCACUGAGGUGAAAGACAAGAUUUUGGAGCAAACCAUAGGUACUAGGACGCCCGACAUGAGCACAGAGGGAUUAGGAUUGCUCGCAUUCUUGAUGCUAGCACAAGCUCAAGCUUGCUUUUAUGAAAAAGCAAUCAAAGAUCAGAUGAAGGAUGGAAUCAAGGCGAAACUUGUGCACCAAGCACUCGACUACUACGUCUCGGCACUCGAGUUUUGUCGCUCUUCGGCACUUGCAGGAGUCAUUGACAAAUCGUGGGACGUGCAUUUACAAUUUCAAGUCCAUUGCAUGCGUGCAGCUAUGCAAUACUGGCAAGGGUUGGCAUCAAAAGCUGUUGCGUUGAAUCGAGGCGAAGGAUACGGAGAAGAGAUCGCGCGACUUAUUGCAGCAGAUACAGAGUGCACGGUAGCUUGCAAGCUGGCAACAGAGAAUAAAUUGCCAACAGCACUGCUAAACUCCGCGCAGUCUUUGCAGCAUAAGAUUCGUGAUCAUCUUGCCGCUGCAGAAAAAGAUAAUGCCAGUGUUUAUCUGGAAAAUAUUCCGAAACUUUCUGAUUUAUCGGCAAUAGGAAGAGCAUCAAUGGUCAAACCAUUGGCAUUUUCUGGAGAGGAACUACAGCAAGAGCUUGACGGUGUGGAUCUUUUUGAACAAUUUGUACCAAAAGAUUUGUUGCUUCGUGCUGAUGAUGUGAAGCAAGAGAUUAAAACUAUUCUAGACCAAACGGCAGAUAAAGUGCUAAAGAGUAACGAAGUCACAAAGGAGAAGCUUCACGCUAUGGGACUUCCUGCUUCUAUCGAGGCGUUUGAAAGAACCGACAACAGUGGUAUGCAUACAAUUUGGCAGCGGGUUCAGUACGUGAAAGUGACUACCGCCACAGCUGCGUUUGAUCUUGAAAGUGCAGAAACAAAUCAAGUUGAAGUGAUUAUCCAGCAAUAUUUACAAAAAAACAAUCAGCUAUCAGACGAGGCUGAACAAGAUCUUCGAUCAAUUGAAUUGCGUUUAAAUGAAGAAGAAGGUGAAGACAAUAUGUGUCGGCAGAAUUAUGGAGGAAAGAAAUGGAUGCGGCCGGUGUCGUCAUCGCUUAAUCAAAACUUUCGAUUGGAUAUUGAUCGCUAUUAUCGAUUAUUAAAAGAGGCCAAAACAUCGGAUGCGAUUGUUCGAGAAAAAAUGGUUACAAAUCAGGAAAAACUCGAGAUGCUGUCCAGCUCAAAAGAAAGUUUGUACCAUGAGCUGCCAAGAUUGGAGCAAGAUUGCUCGAGCUUUAAGGAUGAAAUUGCGAAAGUUUCGUCAUUACUGAUGCAAUUGGGGCAACUUGUACAGGAGAAAGACCGGGUGCUGCAUGAUUUUAAAGAAUCCUGUGAAAACCUUAAUUUGCUGUCAGUGUUGCUGAGUGGGAAGAAAGCGAAUGAUGUCACCAUUGACAUUGCACUGGAAAACGAAAAGCAAUUCUUUAUCGAUCGUUUUGCAGGCAAAAUCAGCAUUUUAUGUGACGAAGAGCAGGAUUUGCUCGACGAAUUGAUUAUUGCAAACUCGAACUUUGAGGCGAAAAAAGAAUCGGAUCAUUUGCUGCGCGAGCGCCAAGCCUUUCUUCAGCGUCUGAGCGAUGCUGUUGACGUUUUCGAGCAACUUGAAUCUCACGUCAAAGAAGGCGCAAAAUUCUACGCCGAACUCAAAACUCGGAUUGCACUCCUCCAUCAAACCGUAGCAGAUCACUGUUCUGCGCGUACUUUAGAACGGCGUGAACUGGAGAUAACUCUAACCAUGGACGAAGAAAUGCGUCAGCGCGAGAUUGCAGAUGCAGCUUUAGCACAAAAAAUGUCGAAUGACAUGCGAAUUUACGACACUGGUGGUCGAAAUGCAAGCGAUGAAGCGCUUGUGCGUGAACUAGCCGGCAGCCCAACGCGAUACUAUCCGGCAAGUACCACCCCACAACAGUCCGCAAGUUUUUCACAUGAUGUCGCGCAGCAGCCUCAACGAUUUUCGCAACAUUUGUUUUAUGGGAAUGGGCCAACAUCACCUGCUUCAUUUGAUGCCUAUGACACCAACCACAGUCAGCCGCCUCAACAACAGCAGUCGUAUAAUAUUUAUCAGUACCCUGGACAGCAGCAGGUUUAUAAUCAAGGACAUUUAGGCGACUCGGUGUAA